Messenger RNA from Juglans regia (Persian walnut), 1564 nucleotides. RefSeq lists its product as uncharacterized. Bases 287 to 1252 code for a protein of 321 amino acids. The record is from RefSeq and is a predicted model, not a curated record. NCBI's taxonomy places the organism in Eukaryota, Viridiplantae, Streptophyta, Magnoliopsida, Fagales, Juglandaceae. The transcript is spliced from 4 exons.
AAAUUAUGGUAUUAUUAUCUUUUUUAUUUUGGUACAGGACACUGUCAAAUAUGUUGAGAAUCAGGUCCAGAAUGUCGGGGAAAGUGUUAAAAAGUUCUAUUCCGAUGUUGUGCAAGAUUUGCUUCCCCCAUCUUCAGUUGAUCCUGUGAAAGCUCUUACCUCUGACUUAUCUGUAGACCGAUAUUCCGAUGUUGGGAUCCAUAAAAAUCCAGAAGAAGCUGUUAAAAAAGUUUCUGUGAGAGUUGAUGUGGAUCAUCUAACUGAGAAUUCAAAAGUAAUUGCUGAUAUGGAUAAGGAUUUUGGCCGCGUACCAUCUCUUCGAAAAAACAAAUUAUCUCCAUGUUCUGUGGAUUCUGUGAAAAGAACUUGCCCCAAGUUGUGUUCAGGACAAUAUAAUAAUGGAAGUAUCUCCAAUUACUCAAACAUGGGUGUAAAAAAUGGUCUAGGGCAUGAAAACUUUUCUGCAACUGAGAUGUCGGAGGCAAUGGUAAAUGAUCUGGGCAGAGCAUCAUCAUUCCUUGAACUUCUGAAUGAAAAUCAUGGAGCAUCAUGUGACAACACAGUUAAGAUUUCAGCUCCAGCUUUGGCUGAAGUUAGAGGCUUUGACUCCAUAUCAGAAAGUAGCAAUGCACUUGAAAAUGCAAGUGAUCAUAUGAGUGAUCCCUCAAUUGCAAUUGCUAGUGCAUCACCUGACUUGAGUGUUUUGGCUAGCUUCGUUAGAAACGAAGGAAAAGAAAUGAGACUUCCAGACUCUGAUGGUUCAGCAGAGCCAAAUGCUGUAGACAUUUGUACAUAUAAUGGGGCAAGUUCCCUUGUGGGUUCGUCACUGGACUCUGAAGUACGGCACAAUGAAUUUGCUGAUAUGGAGGUUGUAUCUCAUCCAGAAAGAUCAGAUGACUGGGGCUUGGAUGGAAUUGAGCGUGGUACACUUUCGGAACCAGGAGUGGAUACCAGCCAACAAUAUGUUCAAUUAAAGCUUGAGGAAACUUGUGUUCUUGUGGAUGGAGAUGAGCUUCAUUUUGUACCGCACAAGGAAGGCAAACGCAGGCCAUACAAGAAAAAGAUACGGGAAGCAUUUUCUUCAAGAAUGAGGUCAGCAAGGAAGGAGUAUGAGCAGCUAGCAGUUUGGUAUGGGUAUGAUGGAGAAUCCAAUCAGGCAUCCUCAGAAAGUUCGAUAGCAACUCAUUCUGUGGUAGACACAAAGGAAACUAAAACCCAAGAAUUCUGUGAAACUGAGUGGGAGCUCCUUUAGAUUCCAGUCUGCAACUUUGUGUAAAUAUUAGUCAACAACUUCAAAGCCGCAGCAAAAGAUUAUGAAAGGUAUGAUUCCGCGGAAGAUUGACAGUGGUUGCUAAAGUUCCACCUAUUACAGAAAUUGACUCAAGUGGGUAAACUGAUUAAACAAAAGGAACCUGUGAUAAUUUAUAAAUAGUCUAUAAAUUGUCAAGCCCUCCAUGAUGAGAGGGUUAACUGCAGCAGAUCUUUAUAUACCUACUAAUACAAUGGACAAACGUUUGAAGUCUAUACUUGUGCUCAGCAUUUUCAAUAAAAUGCUGUAUUAUUU